AUGGGCAUCAGUCGCGACUCGCUCCACAAGAGACGCGCCACGGGCGGUAAACUCAAACCGUGGCGAAAAGCUAGAAAGUGCGUCCCGUUUUUACGUUCGCGCGUCGUCGUACUUGUAUACUUUUUUUUUCCUUUCGCGCAAAAGUUUUUGGACGCUUGUGCGAUUUAG
Messenger RNA from Bathycoccus prasinos, 168 nucleotides. Its product is annotated as Ribosomal protein S8, component of cytosolic 80S ribosome and 40S small subunit. The record is from RefSeq and is a predicted model, not a curated record. The coding region runs from base 1 to 168 and encodes 55 amino acids. The transcript has a single exon. Lineage: Eukaryota; Viridiplantae; Chlorophyta; Mamiellophyceae; Mamiellales; Bathycoccaceae.